Messenger RNA from Xiphias gladius (swordfish), 2723 nucleotides. It is a transcript of the gene oser1, whose product is annotated as oxidative stress responsive serine-rich 1. The coding region runs from base 1075 to 2211 and encodes 378 amino acids. Gene Ontology annotation, biological process: cellular response to hydrogen peroxide. The record is from RefSeq and is a predicted model, not a curated record. The transcript is spliced from 4 exons. Lineage: Eukaryota; Metazoa; Chordata; Actinopteri; Istiophoriformes; Xiphiidae.
GAAAAGUGCUGCUGAGGCCUCCGUGACUCAGGAUCAGUGAUUUAAGAGGAUGAUGGAGCAUUUCUCUGUUGCAGAAUGAGUACUGUGACUUUUGACAGGCCUACUCUCAGCACAUUUCGCCGGUACUACUUCUUUAGGUCCACUUUUAAAUGCAGGACCUUUCACUGUAAUGGAGUAUUUCUACUCGAGUAAAGAAUCCGAGUGGGCUACUUCUUCGACCACCGAUUGAUAGUAGGUCAUCGUGAAUUGGUCUGCGGGCUGAUGGGCUGCGUUGACACUUCUGCGAGUUUGUGUUGUAACCCGUUGACCGGGCAGCGCCUCUGAGCGCAGGGACGGUCUCAUAAAGGGCCCGGUUUUUCUGUGCCGGGCCUUGGUCUCCGCGGGACGAGGCUCCCUGGAUGCCUGUUAUAUAACAGUGACGUAACACCGUGUUCCCCACGCGGCCCGCACGGCCCCGGCCCACGAACUGUACCGGAGAAAUCACCACGAGGAGCGUGCGGUGUUGUCGGGUCGGGUCGGGUCGGGUCGGGCCGGGUCGGGCCGGGCCGUGGUCCGCUUCGCCGCUGCGUGAAAUCGUCACGGUAAAUUCGGACUUCGCGAGCGGCGGGGGGUGACGUCAGUGCGAGCUUUUCUGGGCCAUCGACGUCAGCAGCGCAGCGCGUUGUUGCAGAGUCACUGCGACGGUUUCGACUGUAAACAAGGGGCACCGCGGAGAAAAGUCAGGAAUCGGGCCUCCGCGUCCGCGCCGAACUACCCUCUCGUUAUUCACGGCCGGGACUAAUUCGCGAGCGACUCCGUGCUACGAGUCUAGCCCUCCAUGCGCAGUCUUUUCUAAAGGCACAGGGCGGUUUUUCUUUUUAGUUUUUAGCGGAGACAGUCGCACAGAGCUAGCCUCUCAAGCUAGCCACUCUGUCCCUUUUAGCUUGCCCUAGCUGUCGAUAGCCUUGCUGGCUACUCAACAUCCGAGGGCCUGCUUGCGAGGGAAACACCCUUUAUGCCCCGGGUAUAUCUCUCUGUACUGCGACCAGGAUAUCCUGAACCCUGGGUGGCUGGUCAGAGCGGCCUCCUCCCACCAUGGAGGCAGGAGGGAAGGACUGUGAAGAGGAGACACUGCAGACGGCGUUUAAGAAGCUGAGGGUCGAUGCUGAAAGCGUACCUGGAGCUGCGAGUGUUACGGAGGGGUUGGCUCCCAGAGUGGCAUCGCGACCUUGUCUUGACACCAGCGGAGCGAAGCCCAAACUUAGCUGCCCGAAGGACAACUGGCAUGGCUGUAUGAGGAAAACUUCUAGAGGACCAUCUAGAACCCAGCGGCGUCGGAGGUCCAAGUCCCCCAUCCUCCAUCCCCCAAAGUUCACCUACUGCAGCACCGCUGCAGCCUCUGCACUGUCGACCCCUAGUGGCUGCCUGAAGCACCAGCGUCUGGCCGUGCCUGAAUCUGCGGAGCCCCGUCCUGCGGUCGAUGGAAGCACGGCCUCCUCCACAGCUCUCACGGCCCAGAAAGAGCUCUCGUCUUCAGGCACACCCAGCCACAUCUCUCCUCUGGUUUUUGGAUCUUGUGCUGGGUAUGAGACACGCAUUGGAGCUGCGGUUUCCUCGCCAUCCUUAAAAGAGAUCCCCGACGUUAUGACUGCUGUUGUGACAUCCAGGCAGGAUGGGGGAAGCUCUGGAGAUGUCCAGCCGAGCGAGGAGGGUGGCCCGGAGAAAAGUGCCUGUGACGGAGCGGAGUCUGUAGCGGGAGCACCGCGGAGAUCCGGUCCCGCUGAGGCCGCUGACUUCCGAGCUUUAUCCCAGCUCCACUGCUUUCCAGAUGGCCCCCCUCACUGCUCCUGUGCCCAGAGAAAUAGUUCAGAUUCCCAGGAAGAGAGUGGGCAGGGGGCCGAAUGUAAGUGCCAGUGCCAGUCGCAUCAUCAGGGCUGGCAGGGCGUGGAGGUGUACUCCUUCACGGGGCUCCGCAACGUCAUCUCCGAGUGUGAGAGCGGCCUGCCGAGCCACGACGACACCCCCAGAACUGUCAGUACCAACAGUAAUGCUGCCGCAGCCUCGUCACCUUCAUCGUCACCACCGUCGUCGUCGGGCUCUCCUCGCUCGUGCUCGGAGCAGGCACGGGGCUACGUCGAUGACAUCACAAUAGAGGACCUUUCUGGCUACAUGGAGUAUUAUCUAUACAUCCCCAAGAAAAUGUCACACAUGGCUGAGAUGAUGUACACUUAAAAAAGUCAAAAGAUUAUUAUUAUUAUCAUCAUCAUCAUCAUCAUAUCAAAUAAGGAAAUAAUAAGGUAAAGAGGUUUUUCUCUGUUCGGGGAAAGGGCGGCCUCUAAGGAAUGUCGCCGUUGGGGAGGAGAAUGGAUCAGGCAUGAAAUAUACGACAUCAACUGAUUUUCCACCCAGGCUGAAAGGUUUCCAUUUCCCCUGCCCUCUGUUUGAGCCUUCCCCUCAUUUUACUGACAGAAUCACAUGGCCGCCAACUAUUUCAUUUCUCUCACUACUUUUUUUUUUUUUUUUUUUUUGUGCUACAUGGAUCUUUUUUUUUUUUUUUUUAAUUUAAUUUUCAGUUUACAAACAAAGUUGCCAAAGCUCUUGGUGCAGGAUCUUGCAGAAGGAAAUAAUAGUAGGAAUAUGCAAACUUGUAAUACCAAGUGUGAUUCUGUUUGUGGUGUUGUGACCUUGAUAGUCACCUGUCUGGAUUUCAUUUGCUUCAAUAAAGACGCAAAAUGUUUUUGUUG